AUGCAUCUGCAGACUUACUCGACACUGAUCUCUCUGGCCGUCCGACCACUGUGUCAUUUGCGCACGUUGCCGACCACCAUCACAGUGAACACAAACUCUGUACAGCCCGAAGAGUCCCGUCAACUUUGGUCAACCCGAACGCACUAUUUAGCUGCGUUCGGUCAGCUGACUCGUGCGUUGACCGGUUUGUUAUGGCGCCAUGGCGAGAACUGCUUUCAAACAUACACCGAUUCACUUCCAUCUUAUUUUUUUCUCAUUUCCGGACUAUCUAAUUGGGUUCAACAAUCGAAAGCGGUGAAUCAAGGCAACCCUGAUAGGCGUUGCGACUGUGCCGAACAAGAUUCCAUACUUCGACCGGAACUCGUUGAAGAGCUUUAUGAUUUUGAUACAACUGCCGAGAACACAGCAAAGACAUGA
Molecule: messenger RNA, 417 nt
Organism: Echinostoma caproni
Lineage: Eukaryota; Metazoa; Platyhelminthes; Trematoda; Plagiorchiida; Echinostomatidae
Source: the annotation of a GenBank genome assembly